Messenger RNA from Conger conger (European conger), 1707 nucleotides. RefSeq names its product potassium voltage-gated channel subfamily A member 10-like. The record is from RefSeq and is a predicted model, not a curated record. Gene Ontology annotation, biological process: protein homooligomerization; potassium ion transmembrane transport. Bases 1 to 1707 code for a protein of 568 amino acids. NCBI's taxonomy places the organism in Eukaryota, Metazoa, Chordata, Actinopteri, Anguilliformes, Congridae. The transcript has a single exon. Gene Ontology annotation, molecular function: delayed rectifier potassium channel activity; protein binding. Gene Ontology annotation, cellular component: membrane; voltage-gated potassium channel complex.
AUGGAGGUAGCGCUGGUUAAUCUCGAGAGCUUGGACGUCAACGUCAACAUGGGCGACCGAGACGCCCCGGACGAACCCAAUGAGAUGACCUCCCUCACCACGGACACGCCGAUCCCUGGCCCAGGCAAAAACCACGUGGUCUUGCCCCCGCAGCUGCCCCCUCCCAGGGGCAGGAAGGGGUCGCAGCAGCAUGGGCAGGCCCCACCGUCGCCCACCAUUCCUUCAGUGGCCAGGAGGGGGCGACCCAGCUGCGCUAGCCUCAUCUCCAACUGGAAGCUCUUGCUGAAUAGCGAGGCAGCACAGAGCGAGGGCAUCUUCAGCAAGCUGACGAAGGACUGCGCUGACGACCUGUUCACGGACAAGCGGUUUUUGGACGAGGGGGAGCAGAAGGUGAUCAUCAACAUUGCUGGCCUCCGCUUCGAGACACAGCUCAAGACCCUGGACCAGUUCCCCGAGACCCUGCUGGGGGACCCCAUGAAACGAAUGGGCUACUUCGACCCCAUGAGAAACGAAUACUUCUUUGACCGCAACAGGCCAAGUUUCGAUGGGAUUUUGUACUACUACCAGUCCGGAGGGAAGAUCCGCAGGCCCGCCAAUGUACCCUUGGACGUUUUCGCAGACGAAAUCGUUUUCUAUGAGCUUGGCAACGACGCCAUGGAGGAGUUCCGUGAGGAUGAGGGCUUCAUAAAAGAGGCGGAGGUGCCAUUGCCCACCAACGAUAUUCACCGCCAGUUCUGGCUUCUGUUUGAGUAUCCCGAGAGCUCCAAUGCUGCCCGUGGCGUGGCUCUGGUGUCUGUGUUUGUCAUUGUUAUCUCUAUUAUCAUCUUCUGUUUGGAGACUCUGCCAGAGUUCCGAGACGACUUCUUUCAUACUGUCGUCCACGUCCUCAACAAAUCGCAGGAGGGCGACGCAUCCCUAUCCCCUCCCACCACCACGCCCAAGACCAUAACCACCACUUUCUCCGACCCCUUCUUCCUCAUCGAGUCGGCCUGCAUUUUCUGGUUCUUCUUCGAACUCUGCGUGCGCUUCGUUGCUUGCCCCAGCAAGCGGGAGUUCUUCAACAACAUCAUGAACGUCAUCGACAUCAUCUCCAUCAUCCCUUACUUUGUCACCCUCACGACGGAGCUGGUGACAAAGCCGGAUGUUAACUCGACGCAGAACAUGUCGCUGGCCAUCCUGCGCAUCAUCCGCCUGGUGCGCGUCUUCCGGAUCUUCAAGCUCUCCCGGCACUCCAAGGGGCUCCAGAUCCUGGGCCAGACGCUGAAGGCCAGCAUGCGGGAACUCGGGCUGCUCAUAUUCUUCCUCUUCAUCGGAGUCAUCCUCUUCUCCAGCGCCAUCUACUUUGCCGAGGUGGACGAGCCUGAAACACAGUUCGUCAGCAUCCCCGACGGCUUCUGGUGGGCGGUGGUGACCAUGACGACCGUGGGCUACGGGGACAUGUGCCCCAUCACAUUGGCAGGCAAGGUAGUGGGCACGCUGUGCGCCAUUGCUGGCGUGCUGACCAUCGCCCUGCCUGUUCCCGUCAUCGUUUCAAACUUCAACUACUUCUACCACCGUGAGACGGAGAGUGACGAGAAACAUCAGACACCCGAAUCAGCGGAGGGGGCGGUCAAAUCAGGUACCACCAACAAACUUGGUAGCAACACCUCCCUCAACAAAACUAAUGGCAACGUGCAGGACGAGAAAUCCAAAAAUGAUAAAUUGUGA